AAUGAGGAUAAUGACACCUAUGAUGCAAAAUAGAUUAAUGAUAGCACCCCUUUUUUUUGUGAUGCUUUUGUCUGUCAUCUUGAAUCGCCUCAAGGAAAGCCACUUUUUCUCUAUAGGAACCAUGAUUAUUGCAAUAGAAAUGCGUUUCUGUGGAUAAGACUUUUGUAAAUCUUCUGGAAUAACUGGAGAAGUAACUUCAGUUUCUGAAGUUGCGCCAGAUAUAUUUGUAUUUUUAG
Rhizophagus irregularis DAOM 181602=DAOM 197198 is the source of this 236-nucleotide messenger RNA. NCBI's taxonomy places the organism in Eukaryota, Fungi, Glomeromycota, Glomeromycetes, Glomerales, Glomeraceae. The record is from RefSeq and is a predicted model, not a curated record.